CCUUAUGAAAAUUAUUAUGAUGAAGUGAUCCACUAGCUUGAAAUAGGCCGCCUUUUCUCAUGUUUUUAGAAAUGCUGAAGCCGGCGUAAAAAAAUCUUAAAAGAAGAGCUUAAAAUCACAAAAAUCACAAACAAGAGAGCUCAGCUUUUGUGGAACCGGAAGAACCCAUUGAAUUGAUUGAAAGAACAAAGCUCCGAUAAAAAAAAAAUGGCGAUAACUCUUAACAGUGGGUUCAAGAUGCCAGUGAUCGGGCUUGGAGUUUGGCGUAUGGAGAAGCAACAAGUCAGAGACCUCAUUAUCAACGCCAUUAAGAUUGGUUAUCGCCAUUUUGACUGCGCCGCUGAUUACAAAAAUGAAGCUGAGGUUGGGGAGGCGUUAGCAGAAGCUUUUAAGAGUGGACUUGUUAAGAGGGAAGAACUUUUCAUUACCACAAAACUCUGGAAUUCAGACCACGGACAUGUUCUUGGGGCUUGCAAGGACAGCUUAGAGAAGCUUCAAUUGGAAUAUUUGGAUCUAUACUUGGUGCACUUCCCAGUUGCCAUAAAGCAUACAGGAGUCGGCAAUACUAGCAGUGAAUUGGCUGAAGAUGGGAUAUUGGACAUUGAUACGACCAUAUCUUUAGAAACCACUUGGCAUGCCAUGGAAGAUCUAGUUUCUAGUGGUUUAGUUCGGAGCAUUGGAAUCAGCAAUUACGACAUAUUUUUAACCAGAGACUGUUUAGCUUAUUCAAAAGUGAAGCCUGCUGUGAACCAAAUUGAAACGCAUCCUUACUUUCAAAGAGAAUCUCUCGUCAAAUUUUGUCAAAAGCAUGGAAUUUGUGUCACAGCUCAUACUCCUUUAGGGGGUGCUGCUGCUAACAACGAAUGGUUUGGUACAGUUUCUUGUCUUGAAGAUCCAGUUCUUCAAGAACUUGCCAAGAAAUAUGGGAAGAGUGCUGCUCAAAUUGCGCUGAGGUGGGCCAUCCAAAGGAACACCGUCGUGAUACCAAAAACGUCAAAACCUGAGAGAUUGGAAGAGAAUUUCCAAGUCUUCGAUUUUCAGAUUGUGAAAGAGGAUAUGGAUCUGAUCAACGGAAUCGACAGGAAAUAUCGAACAAACCAACCUGCCAGGUUCUGGGGCAUAGACUUAUAUGCUUAGGAGGUAGUGCAUAAAACUCUUAUCUUAUAAUCGGUUCUUAAAUGCUCUCUGUUGUUGAAAUGGAUAAUAAACUUUUGAACUGUUUCCUCUGUCUUGUGUUCCCUAAAAAGCAGUAAAAAAUUCUUCCACUGAGAAGCCGGUUUCUUUAGGUCAGUUUGCUUACAUUCUCGUUUGUUUUCUGUCAUCGAAUAAACAUAAACAGUUUUCUUUAUCUUUUUCUUUUCUCAGCAGUUGUUUUUAUCUUGUCGUUGUUCAUUUUUACAAAAUGGGUAAUCUGGGAGAGAUUUUUCACCGGGAAAAAUAAUGCAAGGAUUCUGGUGUUUGACGCUGCUAA
Cucumis melo (muskmelon) is the source of this 1471-nucleotide messenger RNA. RefSeq names its product NADP-dependent D-sorbitol-6-phosphate dehydrogenase-like. The transcript has 7 exons. The coding region runs from base 208 to 1137 and encodes 309 amino acids. Gene Ontology annotation, molecular function: aldose-6-phosphate reductase (NADPH) activity. NCBI's taxonomy places the organism in Eukaryota, Viridiplantae, Streptophyta, Magnoliopsida, Cucurbitales, Cucurbitaceae. The record is from RefSeq and is a predicted model, not a curated record.